Molecule: messenger RNA, 1496 nt
Organism: Cynara cardunculus var. scolymus (artichoke)
Lineage: Eukaryota; Viridiplantae; Streptophyta; Magnoliopsida; Asterales; Asteraceae
Product: E3 ubiquitin-protein ligase SIRP1-like
Exons: 2
Coding region: 109-1263 (384 amino acids)
Biological process (GO): protein ubiquitination
Cellular component (GO): cytoplasm
Molecular function (GO): ubiquitin protein ligase activity
Source: RefSeq, a predicted model, not a curated record
AAACUGGUUUUUGAUCUGGGUAUUUUGGGGAUCUUCUCUGUUGCGUGAUUUGAUGAUCUUGUAGAACAAAGAAAAUUUCAAGUGAAAGAUAGAGAGAGAGAGAGAGAGAUGGAGGAAGAGACAGCGUCAACAAGAUAUUGGUGCCAUGAAUGUGCUAGGGUCGUUGAUCCGAUCAUGGAGGCCGAAUCCAUCAAAUGUUCGUUAUGUAACGGCGGAUUCGUGGAGGAAGUCGACAGCAUAAGGAGUGAUCACCACCAGCAACAGGAUGGUGGUUCCGACUCCGAUCGUGCACUUUCGUUAUGGGCUCCAAUCUUGCUUGGUAUGAUGACCACACCUCGCCGUCACCGGAGAUUUAGACAGCUUGGAUUUGAUGAGGACAAUGACGAAGAAGACCGCCGUGAUUCGGACGACCGCCGUGAUUCGGACGACCGCCGCCACCAGGAAGGAGACAUGGAGUUGGACCCUGAACUUGAGUCCAUGAGGAGGCGGCGGAAUUCCACCGCAAUCCUCCACCUUCUGCAGGGUAUUCGAGCCGGAAUGGUAUCGGAAUCUGAGAACAACGUGGAGGGCGGCAGAGGGGACAACAACCGGGAACACGACCGUGAUCAUGAACGUGAACGCGUUAUUCUGAUCAAUCCUUUUAAUCAAACCAUCAUCGUUCACGGUGGUGGCGGCGGCAAUCCGUUCGAUUCGAGCAAUCCGUCUCAAAACCACCCGUUGGGUUCUUUCGGUGAUUAUUUCGUCGGACCUGGUUUGGAGCAACUCCUGCAGCAUUUAGCCGAGAACGAUCCCAACCGAUACGGAACCCCACCGGCACAAAAGGAAGCGGUGGAGGCAAUGCCGACUGUGACAAUCGAAGAAAACUCGAUUCAGUGUUCGGUUUGUUUGGAAGAAUUCGAGAUGGGAGGCGAAGCUCGCGAAAUGCCGUGUAAACACAGGUUUCAUGGCGACUGUAUCUUGCCAUGGCUGGAGCUUCAUUCUUCAUGUCCGGUCUGCAGGUAUCAGUUGCCGGCUGACGAAUCAAAGAUCAACCGAGAACAAGAAACGGCGAACGGGGGUGUGGGAAAUUUACUGGAAUCGGGAAACGGAAGGAAUAACGAAGAGAGACGAUUUUCAGUAUCGCUUCCUUGGCCUUUUAGCAGCUUGUUCUCAUCGGGAUCUAAUACGGUGAAUCUAAAUUCGAGCUCGGUGGCAGGUCCAUCGUCGUCGGGAGAUUCGGAGUCAUCACCGCGAGGCAAUGAAGCCGAGCGUAGCGAUGAUUGAUAUAAGUUUCCGAGAAUAAACCAAACGAACCAGUAACAUGGUCUUGAGUUCUCUUAAAUGGCUGCCAUCUCCCUCAGUAUCUUCGUCUCUAAUCCUAUCUUUCAUUGUACGGCCUCAACGUCUCAUACAUAUAUCAUAUAUAUAUUUUUUAAUUUUUUUCCAUACAUACAUGUUGUAUAUGAUGGUUGAAAUGUAUUUAUCCCCCUCAUUUAUAAAACUUCCUACCAUCCAUU